This is a messenger RNA of Nicotiana tabacum (common tobacco), 1842 nucleotides long. Its product is annotated as zeatin O-glucosyltransferase-like. Lineage: Eukaryota; Viridiplantae; Streptophyta; Magnoliopsida; Solanales; Solanaceae. The record is from RefSeq and is a predicted model, not a curated record. Gene Ontology annotation, molecular function: UDP-glycosyltransferase activity.
UACGAGUAAGUAUUUUCAUAACUACAGUCGUCGACUAGUCUUCAAAUUGCUAGCAAAACAUAGGCCCUAAAAACACCAAAAUUCCUAUCUCUCUGUGUAUAUAUAUGUAAAGCACAUAUCUAAUUUUGAAAUAAAACAUUCAUAGAUUAGCUUUUUCAAUGGCCUCCAAUCUCCAUUUCCAAAACCAUGGCCAAAAAAAUCAUGAUAUUGUAGUAGUUGUUGUCCCUUUUCCAGCACAAGGACAUCUCAAUCAACUUCUUCAACUAUGUAAACUCAUUGCUUCCUAUAAUGUAAAAGUCCAUUAUGUUACAACCAAGACACACACUCAUCAAGCUAAAUUAAGAGUUCAUGACCCUUUUUCUUUUGUCAAUAUUCAUUUUCAUGAAUUCUCAACACCAUUUUUCGUAUCUCCCCCUCCUAAUCCGAACGUUUCCAUCAAAUUUCCUUGCCAUCUUCAACCAUCAUUCGAGGCAACUUCUCAUCUACGAAAGCCUGUGGCCAAACUUCUUCGUGUCCUCUCGUCGAAAAGCCAGAGAGCAAUCAUCAUUCAUGACUCCCUAAUGGGGUCAGUGGUUCAAGAUUUUGUGUACUUACCAAAUGCAGAAGCCUAUGCUUUUCACAGUGUGUCAGCUUUCACAUUGUUCUUGUUCAUAUGGGAGAAUAUGGGCAGGCCUUUUAACAUUGAUGCAAAUAUGCUAAAAGAUGUUCCUUCACUUGAAGAUUGUUUUAGUCCUGAAUUUGAGAAAUUCAUUAGAAAUGAAUAUGAUUACUUGAAGUUCAAUUCAGGGAAGAUUUACAACACAUGCAAAGUUAUAGAAGGUCCUUUUCUUGAUUUGCUGUCCAAGGAACAGAUUAGUAAUAACAAAAAGCAGUGGGCACUUGGACCAUUCAAUCCUGUUUUAGUACAACAUGGGACCAAAGGUAGUACCAAACGACAUAAAUGUCUAAGUUGGCUAGACAAACAAGGACAAAACUCUGUGAUCUUCGUGUCUUUUGGCACGACAACUUCAUUUUCGGAUGAACAGAUCAAGGAGAUGGCAAUUGGAUUGGAAAAGAGCGAGCAGAAGUUCGUUUGGGUACUGAGAGAUGCCGAUAAAGGGAAUGUUUUCGCUAAAGAUCAAUCAAGAAAGAUCGAUUUGCCAAAAGGGUUCGAAGAGAGAGUUAAAGAAAAGGGAGUGGUGUUAAGGGAUUGGGCGCCACAGUUGGAAAUAUUGGCACAUUCUUCUGUAGGCGGUUUUAUGAGUCACUGUGGAUGGAAUUCGUGCAUGGAGAGCAUUUCCAUGGGCGUGCCAAUAGCAGCGUGGCCAAUGCAUUCGGAUCAACCCCGAAAUACUAUAUUGGUCACGAAGAUUUUAAAAGUUGGCAUAGUCGUUAAGGAUUGGACUCGUAGGCACGAGAUGGUAACAUCUAUCAUGGUGCAGGCAGCAGUGGAAAAAUUAAUGGCGUCUAAAGAAGGAGAAGAAAUGAGGAACAGAGCAAUGGAUUUGAGUGCAGCUCUUAAGAAAUCAGUAGCAGAAGGUGGUAUUAAGAACAUGGAGUUGGAUUCAUUCAUUUCUCACAUAACAAGGCAAAUUUGAUCAAUCCUAGAUCACUUGACUCUCCCCAUUUCAACGGUUUUCAUUGUGCAAUAAGGUCUUACUAUCUAGAAGGAUUUAUUUAAUCUAUAUAAUGUAAAGAAUUUUUAUAUUAUUACUGUAUUUUAACCUAUUUUAGCAUGUCAUUUGCCUUAUUUCCAAGUUACUACAUUAACAACUGUUAGAGAUAGUUAUGUAAAUGUUAGAGAUAGCUAUGUAAUUGUCCCACAUUGGAAUAGGAGUAGUAUCUCCUUUGUAUAGAGUAGCU